Molecule: messenger RNA, 844 nt
Organism: Malania oleifera
Lineage: Eukaryota; Viridiplantae; Streptophyta; Magnoliopsida; Santalales; Ximeniaceae
Product: membrane protein PM19L
Exons: 4
Coding region: 71-580 (169 amino acids)
Source: RefSeq, a predicted model, not a curated record
AUUUCUCACCUGAGCUGAGGAAGGUGGUCUCCAGAUUGAGCUUUUGUUUCUGACUCCAACUUCAAAAGCCAUGGCUUCUGGGGCAGCCAAAUCUGUAGCACUUAUCCUCUUAGUUGUCAAUGUUCUGCUGUAUUUUAUAGCAAUCUCAUUCUCUGCUUGGGCCAUCAAUCAUGGCAUCAAACGAGCUCGAGAAACUGCAUCUGUUUUAUCGGUACCUGCUCGCAUAUUUCCAAUAUACUUCCCAAUGGGUAACAUGGCGACUGGUUUCUUCAUCAUAUUCUCACUCAUCGCUGGGGUUGUUGGCUUCUCAACAUCGUUUACUGGAAUCCAGAAUGUGAUUAAUGGGAAUGCCAGCAACUUCCACUCAGCUGCUGCCUCUUCUCUUGCAGCUUGGGCACUCACUCUACUGGCCAUGGGAUUGGCAUGUAAGGAGAUCAGUCUAGGCUGGACAGAUUCCAACUUGAGGACUCUUGAGGUACUGAUGAUAAUAUUGGGCGGUACGCAGUUGUUGUGCACAAGCGCGAUCCAUGCUGGGGUCGAAGAUAUACGGGAGAGGGAACGCAGUAGCGGAAGAUAUUGACUAGCCAAUCUGAUCUGCCCCGCAAACUGCAUGAUGCAUUUUUCUCAAUCAUAAUUAAGAACUGUAAAUCCAGCAUCGGCAAACUCCGCUGAAUUCCCUUGUUUCUAUUGGUUUAGUUGUGAUGUUUAGAAAGGCUUAUUGGUUACAUGGCCUAUACCUUUGAAUAAACGGUGGAAUUUGUGAUACCAAACACCCCCCAUCCCACAAAAAGGCACACUAGUUCUUCAUAAAACAACUUAUUUAACUACCUUGUGUUUGAGAGUA